AAUUAGUGUCUGUCACAUAAAUUGUGACCGUCCUUGUGUCUCCCAUUCCCAAAAAAGAGAGCUACAUUCUAGGGAAUUAAACCAGUUAAAGUAAGCAUAAGCGUAAACCAGCCGAAAGCAUAAGAAGUGAACCAAAUUUUUAAAGAAUUAUCAUCAGAUUUCCAUGCCAAUUUUAAGCAACAUGAAGCAGAAGCAUUUGGUCUUGUGUCUAACUAGUUUAUUCCCAGUUGCUAUCUCAAUCCUUGGAGACAUCCCACACAAAUAUGACCUGAUCAUGACACCGAAGUCAUGGCCAGAUGCACAGAAUUACUGCAGGACAAUGUACAGUGACCUGGCAACAGUCAUAAGUGAUAGUGAUUGGCUAAGAUUGAACAAAGAAGCAGCAAGCAAAGGUCUGGCAGCAUCAGCCUGGGUCGGAGUAUAUGAUGAUUAUACUAGCUGGUGCUGGUCCCUAAAUGACCUUCGACUGAAGGAUGUCCGUUAUACAAGUUGGAAUAGUGGACAGCCUAAUAACGCUUUGUCAAUAGAAGCAUGUGUUAUGUUAUCUACAUCUGGUAAAUGGUUUGAUACAUAUUGCAAAUUUCUUAGAGCCUUCAUAUGCUACAAUGAUAGUUUCAGCGGCGCUGACAAGUUCAUUGGCAUCAAAAGUCUAGUGACCUGGCCUGAAGCUCAGGCUUACUGCCGAACAUAUCACACAGACUUGGCCAGCUCUCUUAACAGCUCGGACCAAAUCAUCUUAACACAGAUAAGAAAUAUCCAGGGUGACUCCUGGGUUGGCCUAUACAGAGAUACUUGGAAGUGGUCGGAUGGCACCACCAAUUUAAAGUUUGCUUGGGCUACUGGACAACCAGAUAAUUCUGAGAGAAUUAUGGGGUCCUGUGGAUCAGUUAAUAACGGAUUUUUCGGUGAUGAACCUUGCACCAACCUGCACUAUUUCUUCUGUCACACCAUUCCACCAAUGAGGACUUACAUAAAAUUGCAGUUGAAGUCUAAUGGAAAUGUGUUUGAUCCUGCUCUGCAGUCAUCUAUUUUAGAACUGGACCACGGGGGUCUGCUGGAGCCUAUCCCAGCGCACAUAGGGCAAAAGGCAGGGGUACACCCUGGACAGGUCGCCACUCCAUCACAGGGCCACACAACCGGGCAAUUUAGAAUUACCAAUCAACCUAAUGUACAUGUUUUUGGACUGUGGGAGGAAACCGGAGUAAACCCACACAGGCACGGGGUGAACAUGCAAACUCCACACAGAAAGACCCCAGCCUGUUCCACCCCCAGGAUUCGAACCCAGCACCUUCUUGCUGUGAGGCAACAGUGCUAACCACUAAGCCACCAUGCUACCACAAAUAAGAAACCUGUUGAUGCAGGUGAUGUAGAAGGCCAGAUGUACCCCUGCUGGAGCACCUCGUCAAUGGACUCUUUCAUAGCCCUUUGUUCAGCGGAUGACAUGGGGUAAAUUUGUCACAGCAAGCGGCAAGGAGAUGGAUUUAUACCAGCCUGGUGCUCAGAAGGCAGGUAGAAGCAUGGCUGUGUCUCAAGGAUUUUGAGUGAGAUAGAUGCUAGCAUGACUGUAGUCCUAUGAACAGAGUGGUUCUAGUAUUGUUUUUAAUUGACUCUAUCACCACCAAUGGGUCAAAUGUGGGCCUAUUUUGGAAAUACAUUUAUGGUUAUAACAUUUGAUGCAUGAGUCCAAACUGUAAAAAGCCAGACGUUCCUAGAUUCAUUUGGGUUUCCUCCCACACUGUAAAAGCAAUUUCUAUAAAAAGCACAGACGCCAGCAA
Molecule: messenger RNA, 1775 nt
Organism: Hemibagrus wyckioides
Lineage: Eukaryota; Metazoa; Chordata; Actinopteri; Siluriformes; Bagridae
Product: macrophage mannose receptor 1-like
Exons: 6
Coding region: 164-1315 (383 amino acids)
Source: RefSeq, a predicted model, not a curated record